This is a messenger RNA of Carassius auratus (goldfish), 3036 nucleotides long. RefSeq lists its product as uncharacterized. The record is from RefSeq and is a predicted model, not a curated record. The transcript is spliced from 12 exons. The coding region runs from base 553 to 2019 and encodes 488 amino acids. NCBI's taxonomy places the organism in Eukaryota, Metazoa, Chordata, Actinopteri, Cypriniformes, Cyprinidae.
CUUCCAUCGAUGAUGUCUAUUAAACUCAGAUUUUACAGCAACAUGCAGAUCACGAUGUUGCUCUUGCUGUUCCUUUUGUUUGUGGACGAGACGUAAUUAGACUCCGCCCAUGCAUUUCCAAUCGUGCUGGUGAAAUCCAUGAAGACGUCGCCAUUAUCCUCGUGUGACUUUGAAAGUCAUGGAGAAAUUUAUCUUGCCACCUAAUGCAAAAGUUACAUACAAGGAUGCAACAGGGACAGAAGUCGAUGCAGAAAUAUUCAGCGACCUCAUUGGACAAGGCAAUGUGGUGCUGACUGUUUUCUCAAAUGAUGACUCUUUGUCUUCCAUAUCUGAGAAGUCUGACAAAAGCAACAGUUCAAGUGCAUCGACUGUAAUCUUACAUGAGGUCCCUAACAAGAGACAGAGAAAAGAGGACACAUCUGCACUGUCUGCAAAACAGUUGGUCGAGGAUGUUCUAAUUGAUGUGGUGAAGGAGUACUACAGGAGUAUCAAGAAAUAGAAACUCUAACAGAUGCCACAAGAAGACAACUGAUCAACAUACUGGUGGCUUACAUGAUUGAUACACAUGGGCAACUCCCUACUAAAGCUAUCAGAGAACCGUAUGCUCUUGGCAUAGUGAUACUGUUCCCUCAAAGAUCCAUAUUCCAAGAAAGGCUUUGUAUGUCUGGUGCAGAGACUGAUAUAUCAGUGAUGGAGGGAGAUUCUGUCACUCUACACACCGAUCUUACUCAAAUACUCAACGAUCAAACCAUAACGUGGAGUUUCGGACCUAAACGCUCUGUCAUUUCUCAAAUAACGAGACCGAACGGUUGCACCUCAUUUUUUGUCACUGAUGUUGAGAGAUUCAGAGGAAGAUUACAGGUGGAUCAAAUCACUGGCUCUCUCACCAUCAGAAACACCAGAAUCAGACACACUGGACCAUAUGAACUAGAGAUCUCUAGAGGAGGAACUAUACAUACAUACAAGACAUUCAAUGUUACUGUCCAACGUGUGAUCAAUGGGACAGGUGGAGUGAAGUUAGUGUCAGUGAAGGAGGGAGAAUCUGUCACUCUAGACCCUAAUCUUACUCAAAUACACAGAGAUGAUCUGAUGCUGUGGAGGAUUGGACAUAAAAGCAUCCUCCUGGCUACAGUUGAUGCAGAGACUAAUGAGAGCUCUUUAUACGAUGCUGAUGGGAGAUUCAGAGACAGACUGAAGCUGAAUAAUCAGACUGGAUCUCUGACCAUCAGAAACACCAGAACCACAGACUCUGGACUCUAUCAACUACAGAUCCGAGGCAGAGAGAGCUCACAGCUGUUCAUUCUCACUGUCAACCGAACAGGUCUGUCUCCAUGUGAGGUAGCAUUGAUUGUUAUUAAUGUCCUGAUUCUAGCUGUUGCUGGUGUAGCUGGACUGAUUUACUAUCGCCACACGAUCUCUGAAAUACUAAAUCAAACGUGGUCCGUUAUUACGGGAGAAGAUAUCACUAGGACUAAUGAGAAAAUGAUGUUUGAAGGUGACAAUCUGCUCAGGAGCACCAGAACUGAACACUCUGGACCCUAUAUGCUAUAUGACAUCGAAUCCAGAAGUGCAGAGCAGAUAUUUUUUGUCACGGUCAAUGAGAAUGUGAAGGUGAACCUAGUAAAAUAUGGAGAUUCUGUUACUCUAAAGCCUGAUCCUGAAAUCCAGAGAGAUGAUCAGAUGCUGUGGAUGUUUGGAGAUCAAGACAUUCUCAUAGCUCAAGUUAAAGCAGGGACUGGAGAGACGUACGGUGGUGCUGAUGAGAGAUUCAGAGGCAGACUGGAGCUGGAUGAGACGACUGGAUCUCUGACCAUCAGGAACAUAUUACUUCAACACACUGGACUCUAUAAACUACAGAUCAUCAGCCGCAGCGGAGGGAUCUUGACAAAGAAGUUCAGAGUGUCCAUGCAAAAUUCCUCAGUAAAGAGAGAGAAUGAAUCAGAGACUGUAGAGAUGUCACUGCUGGGUGAAAAAGUUCCUGAUGCAGUGAAUGAGCAAGAGAGGAGAAGAUCACUUUAACAACACAAGACCCGCCCACUGCUGUCCUGUCAAUCACUCUGACAUCAUCAACACAUGCUCCUGAGACUACUGUGUGUCCAGACUCUGUCCAGUCUGUGUUGAGCUGUUAAAGCUGCACACAAGAAACUUCACAUUACCUGUUAUUAUUAGUUUGACUUUCACAGAUCUGGUUUGUGUGAUUGUAGACAGUGAGUGUCAUAUGUGCUUUUAUAAGACGUUUUAUCACAGCAGUAUUUCUCUAAGCACUACAUGUGCUGUUUUUAUAUAAGUAACUCCAGUAUCGGAUUAAUGUUGAUGUCCAGCAUUGAUUAGUCUUCUUCGUGUGUAUAGUGCCUUUGUGUUCAAGCUGAAGCUCCUGAAAUCAGCCUUUCUGCACUUACAGCAAAAAAGAUAUGAUACAGCAUGUGUUGUGCUUUUUGUUGUGUUUUUAAAUUUGACAACCACAUCUGCUGGAUGAUUAAUGUUCAUGUAAGAUAUUCGCUGAUCUUAUAUCUGAUCAUUUCUGUCCUCUAGUGGACUAACACUGAUACAGCUUUUGCUUCCUAACAACGGUUUUAACAAUAUAUUAGGGCUGCAGCUAUCAAAUACUUUAGUAAUCAAGUAUUCUACCAAAAAUUCCAUCGAUUAAUUGAGUAAUCGGACAAAAUGUGUUUUUGCUUACCAUAUUUUCCGCACUUUAAGGCGCACGGAUAAGGCGCACCUUCAAUUAAUGACCUAUUUUAGAACUGUUUUCAUAUAUAGGGCGCACAGGAUUAUAAAGCGCAUAGAAUAGACGAUACUGCAGUCAAACGUUUGACUGGGUUUGUGUUAUGCAUCCACUAGAUGGAGCUGUGCUAAAGGGAAUGUCAGCAUUUUGACAGAGCGCUUUGAUCCAUAUAUAAAGCGCUACGGAUUAAAAGGCGCACUUUCCUUUUUUAGAAUUUUUUAUUUUUAUUUUUUAAAUGCAUAGAAUGCAAUGCAUACAUCAAAAAUAAACAUGUAAUUAUUACCCAUUGUUUCUCUGUCUGUACUUGUACU